GCAUACGUCGAUACUGCUUGCCAUGAUCAGCAGAGGAGAGGAGCUUGGCCCGUACAGUCGAGCGGCUUGUAGCUGGUGCCGGUUGCUUUGUCGCGUCGCGGGAUUUGUUUGAGCGGCAAAAAGAUUCAACACCAGCUGCAGUACUACUCAUCAUUGCUGAAGAGCUGUCUUUUCUCUGGUCCAUGCAAAGAUGAGCUGGUUCUGGUCCUCAGAGAAUAAGAACAAUGCAAGCUCAUGUCCCGUCCAGCACACACAGCCAAGCGCAAGUUGUCCCGUAGACAACAAAUUGCCAGCGCCACCCUCGAGCGAUGAAGCAGCCAGCUGUCCUGUUGUCAAGGAUGGACAAGUCAAUCCUCGCAAUUUCAUGCCAGAAUUCUCACAACGACCCAUCUCUGCGCGGCAAAAGGGUGCGCUACCAACGCAAAGAACUAUAUCGACCAUUCCGAAAGCCGCGAUGGAUAAUGACCCCGCGCCGCCUGUUGCAGAAGGUCAGAAAGAUGGGUUAUGGGUCUAUCCGUCACCCCAGCAAUUCUUCAAUGCAGUAUUGAAGAAGGGUUUUACAGAUACAGAAGAACGUGAUGUUCCAGCCAUGGUACAAAUACAUAAUCAAGUCAACGAACGUGCUUGGCAGGAAAUCCUCGCUUGGGAAGCAGACAAAGCACAACCGUGCGGUGGACCCAAAUUGGUUCAGUUUCGAGGCGAUGCCACAGUGCUCACCCCGAAAGCUCGGAUGCUCGGCUGGCUUGGGUAUGCGAGGCCCUUUGAUACGCAUUUCUGGACGGUCGAUCGGUGUGGCACCAAGGUCGAGUAUGUCAUUGAUUUCUACAAGGGCAAGCAAGGAGGUUCAUCUGCAUCGAGUGGGAAGCUGGCCAUGCCAAGUUUCUAUCUAGAUGUACGACCAGCUGGCGUCGAAGGCUUUCCCUCAAGACUAGCACGAGCACUGCAUCUAUAACGUCCCUUCUCAUAGCCCGUGGCGAGCACUUUUUAUACAUCGAACUCAUCCAAUGCCUGCCUCAGCACUGUCAUCAAAGUCUCAUUCUCAGGCUCAGUGCCCACAGUGAUACGCAGACAUCCUUCACAACCAACUUCAUUGCCUCUGAAGCGAACCACCACUUUUCGCGUCUGAGCAAGAGCUUCAUAGACUUGUAACGCAAGUGCAUUACUCACCUUGCCGGUCUUUGUAGAUUGAAUUUGUGCCAUGAUGAAAUUUGCCUCUGUUCCGCCAACGAGUUGUGAGACUUGUGGUAGGUCUUGUAGGUUCUUGGCAAGGCGUGUUCUGGAUGCAUUGAGUUGAGAGACGUGUUUUCGCAUUGUCUGUAGACCGUCAUCAGAGAGUGCUCGAAGGGCGAGAUCAGACGUGGGUGUGGAGAUGUUGUAUGGUGCUUUGAGUGCAUUCAUGAGACUUGCAACCGCAGGUGAACAAAA
Molecule: messenger RNA, 1425 nt
Organism: Protomyces lactucae-debilis
Lineage: Eukaryota; Fungi; Ascomycota; Taphrinomycetes; Taphrinales; Protomycetaceae
Product: cytochrome c/c1 heme-lyase
Exons: 1
Coding region: 191-952 (253 amino acids)
Biological process (GO): cytochrome c-heme linkage
Cellular component (GO): mitochondrion
Molecular function (GO): holocytochrome-c synthase activity
Source: RefSeq, a predicted model, not a curated record